UCUAUAAUUCCCACUCAGCUGUUACUGGAAGUCCAGUUUCAGUUUUCCACAUGGAUCUACUCUCAAAUCUGCGGUGUUGAACAGUAGCAGAGUCGGACUGAGGAGUCGGAUUAAUUCACCUUAUCUGUCACUUUGGACCAACUUGUUGCGCAGCUGCUAUUUCUAACCUCCUCUCUCUCUCUCUCUCUCUGUGGUGCUGCAGGGUGGACAGGAGCUGCUCUUAUUCACCAGCACACAGCCGCUGUUUGUGCUUCAUCGGUGCUAUUUUCAGAAGGAUGAAGCAGUGGCUUUCUCAACUACUUUCUAACUACUUUUUUUUAGUGCGUAAAGUGUGUUUAAUAUGAUCUCAGAGACAGGGGAUGCGAGUCAUGAGCUGGACGCGUCUUUGCCACAGCAGACUGGACUGGAGCCACAGCCUCUUCUACCUCACUUUACUCCUGUGGACCAGACGCAUGACUGGACUGGCUGACUUCUCAAACUACCUGUCCAGGAUCAUCACCAGCCACUCUGCUCAGGCGUGUGACGGACACCCUCUGCGACUCCACUGUCCACGCCACUCCACCAUCUCCAUCCAGUCCGCCUUCUACGGGAGCGGCGAGGCCCAGCUGUGCAGAGCUGACCCAGACUCUCGGCUCAGAGCCCACAACCACAGCUGCUCAGCUUUUACUGCUCUACAGAAGCUGCUGUCAGAGUGUCAGAGCCACAGAGAUUGCCAGUUGCCCGUCAACCACCUGCUGUUUGGGAAGGACCCCUGUCCUGGCACCACCAAAUACCUCCAUGUGGACUACAUGUGUAAACCAACUGAACACAAAAGACAUGUGGUGUGUGAGGGGGAGAAGAUGAUGCUGCGCUGUAAGCCCCCCAGGCUUUUGAACAUCUACGCAGCUGUCUACGGGAGAAGUCUGGACCAGACUGACACCUGCCCCUCAAACCUGACAAGACCACCCCCGUUUGAGUGUCUGAACCACGAGGCCGUACACUUGGUGUCCAAGUCCUGCUACAGCAAACAGAAGUGUUCUGUUCCUGUCGGCAACCAGACCUUCAGGGACCCCUGCUUUCCAGGAACCAGGAAGUACCUCAGUGUGGUCUAUUCUUGUGUAGUACCGCAGACUUUACUAAAGGAGGCAGACCCUUCCGUAUUCAGCUCAACCUCGCCUCCUACUGUGGAAACAGAAAAAGCAGCUCCUCCUGCAGAUCUGGAGGAGCCCUUCCCCAAAGGGUCAAGAAGGCCAGACCACUCAGGAGCCAUGAUGAGCAACUCUCUCCUGACCUACGCCUACAUCAGAGAGCAUCCAGAGAUGGCAGCGCUGCUGUUCACCUCCAGCGUAUGCAUUGGACUUCUGCUCACACUGCUGGCCGUGUCGGUCCGAGUGACCUGCAGAGAGCGGAGAGAUCACAGGCUCGCACCCAGGCCUCGUAGCCAGGCUGUCAACUGCCAGGAGGAGGACGAUGAGGACGAUGAGGAUGAAGAAGAUGAUGACGACGACGAAGAGGGAACAGAAAGCUCUUUAAUCUCAACCGCUGAAAGGAAGGCGAUGCACGGCUGGGAGGAGGUGACUUAUGUGAGCGAGGCAGCAGAGCGGGCGGAGAGGAUUGAGCGCAGGGAGAUGAUCAUACAGGAGAUAUGGAUGAACGCCUAUCUGAAUGGCAGCCCAUGUUAACUAAACUGUGACCCCCGUGGGUGCUAUUCAGCACCUUCAGGAUUUUUUUUUAUCAGGAUUCUCUGCAGCAGCUCCCAGCAUUUGAUUAUUAACAAACCAAGACACUUUUUCAUUUAUUUUUUUUACACUGUAAAGCAAUUUGUCGUGUGUUUUUCCAUUUUUUGCAGGAGUUUGCUCAGUUUAUGAAAAAUGUAAUGUUUGGAUGAAACUGCAGUAACUAGCCAUAUUUGAAGGAUCAACAGGGUUUAAUGCUAUAAAAUGGGUGGUCACACAAAUUCUGUAAUUGUU
Messenger RNA from Sebastes umbrosus (honeycomb rockfish), 1949 nucleotides. RefSeq names its product eva-1 homolog C (C. elegans) (gene eva1c). The record is from RefSeq and is a predicted model, not a curated record. Gene Ontology annotation, molecular function: carbohydrate binding. The transcript has 8 exons. Bases 360 to 1661 code for a protein of 433 amino acids. Lineage: Eukaryota; Metazoa; Chordata; Actinopteri; Perciformes; Sebastidae.